AUGUACUGGCUAGACUCAAUCAGGAUCGCCAUAGAAAUAAGCUCUAGCGAAACCACCUGGCAACAAACGGAGGUGCAUGACGACUUCGAAGAUGAGGAGGAGGACAAAGGCUCCACGCGAAAGUUGCGGGUUCACGCUGCAGCGUCCCUCCGAUCUCCGCUUGUGCAACAGCAGACCAAAGUGGCAGCCUCAGCAAAUUGCCUGCCGACAACUAUGCCUAGUCAGUGGCUGAUUGGCGCGGUGCAUUGCUACCUUCGUGUUAACAUGAACAAGGAGAUCGAAGAACUACGGGAGGCGGGCCGGCAGGAAGCCGCCAAACAGCAGCAGGCUUCGGAACUGCAGUUGUGCAUUCAGGUGCAGGGUUAUGUCGGCGCACAUUGGUGA
This is a messenger RNA of Symbiodinium natans, 384 nucleotides long. The record is from the annotation of a GenBank genome assembly. NCBI's taxonomy places the organism in Eukaryota, Dinophyceae, Suessiales, Symbiodiniaceae.